This is a messenger RNA of Drosophila grimshawi, 407 nucleotides long. Its product is annotated as protein NCBP2AS2 homolog. The record is from RefSeq and is a predicted model, not a curated record. Lineage: Eukaryota; Metazoa; Arthropoda; Insecta; Diptera; Drosophilidae. The transcript is spliced from 2 exons. Bases 69 to 323 code for a protein of 84 amino acids.
AGCUGAAGCUCAAACAGCAACUGAUACGCAAAUAUAAAGAUACGGAAUUUUAAGACCUAUAAGAAAGGAUGGUGCUGCGACUCCUGAUGCGCUAUUUGGCCAACAAUGAGCAGCUCAUCCAGCGCAUGGCCGACAGCUAUCCGAUGCGACGCGCUGCCCAAUUGGUCGUCUCCCUCAUGUAUCGCACCAAGGGCAUGGCCAGAGAGCGAGGUCUCCACGAGAUGAGCCCCGAGAGAUUCAAAUCCUUUAUGAAUAUGUUCAAGACCAAUGUCAGGCAGGAGCUGGAGGGCCUCAAAAAGGAGCUGAAGAAUACAAAAAAAUAAUAACUUAAAUUAAUUAAUUAAUUACAUGUAGCUACGAGUUUAGGAACAUAAACCAAAUUUACCAAGCAAUGCUGAAAUGAUGAA